This is a messenger RNA of Myxocyprinus asiaticus (Chinese sucker), 4254 nucleotides long. RefSeq names its product protein BTG1-like. The record is from RefSeq and is a predicted model, not a curated record. Gene Ontology annotation, biological process: negative regulation of mitotic cell cycle; negative regulation of cell population proliferation. Bases 278 to 814 code for a protein of 178 amino acids. Gene Ontology annotation, cellular component: nucleus; cytoplasm. The transcript is spliced from 2 exons. Lineage: Eukaryota; Metazoa; Chordata; Actinopteri; Cypriniformes; Catostomidae.
UCAAUACGGUCUACUCUGUUGGGGAACAGUGACGGAGAAGGGUGGUCACACAGUUGACAGGAGCCCACCUCGAUUUUGAUCGGAAAAACAACCAAAGUCACAGCACUGUACCGCCCUGGAACACGCAGUACUCACCAGAUUUUUUCUGCCUCGACAAAUAAAUGCUCAACAUAGGCAUCAGAGAAAUAAAACACGCGAAAAACAAGGACCAUUUUGUGAACUGAAACAAAAGCGCACUGGCCAUACAGCACCAAGAUAAAGCCCACAGAGCCUCUCAAUGCAUACCCUUUGUGCUCGGGGAACGAUGAAGCCAGAGAUAACCGCCGCCGUCGGAUUUCUGUCGAGAUUUCUGCGGAUUAAAGGACAUGUGAACGACAGACAGCUCCAGACAUUCAGCCAGACCUUACAGGACAUACUGGCAGAGCAAUACAUGCACCACUGGUUCCCAGACCGCCCCAACAAGGGUUCUGGGUACCGCUGCAUACGUAUUAACCACAAGAUGGACCCUCUGGUGGGGCAAGCUGGCCAGCGCAUUGGUCUGAGCAUCCAGCAGCUCUAUGUUCUGCUUCCUAGCGAGCUCACAUUGUGGGUCGACCCGUUCGAGGUGUCCUACCGCAUCGGCGAGGACGGAUCCAUCUGUGUGCUCUAUGAAUCCAGUCCCAACACCAACGUCACCACUGGAAACAGCAACCCAACCUCGUCUGUCACCCAUGUAUCGCCCAUGGUGGACAGUCACAUCAGUUGCAAGGAGGAAUUGUUGGUUAUGGGUCGAACCAGCCCAGCUAAAUCAUACAUGAUGACUGUGUCCAGCUAAACGGGCCACUGUUGUCAUUUUUAAGAUAACGUGAAACAAAAAGAGAAAGAAGAAAAAAAAAAAAGAAACAGGAUGUGUCCUAUCGUCCAGGAGAUGGAAACCUUGUAGGUUUAAUUUUCACUCAUUUGGUUGUCUGUUCUGUUCUUGUGUUGGAUCUACCAGAGGCUUGACCCUGGGGCAGCUAUGAAGACCCAAGACAUUGGCUCAAUCUCUUGCAGAGACUGGCCCACUCCCACGGCAGUCUUGGGGUUUUUCACCAUCGUCUGCCGAUGUUAAUUUUGCACUUUUGCUUUCAUGGUUUUUAUUAUCACAUAAACACAAACUCCCUCAAAAAUAUUAAGGAGUUACAUUCAGAAUCCUGUUUCAUCAUCUCGCCGUUCACUGUCGAGCUGAAGCCCAGACCUACGGUCAGUUGCACCAGGGCAGAGUAGCCGCUAUGAGCCUCUUUUUUAAAAACCUCACUUUUUUGGACCACAAAGCGGUACUUCUCUCCAUUUCUCAGUGUCUGGUUUGCAGUCGGGCCUCCUCCUGGGCUUCAGGUCGACAAGAACAGCUUCAAACCGCCUCCAUCCUUUACACUGCCGCGAUGGAAUACCUGUCAUACUGUUAAACUCUUUAGCCGUUAAUGGUACUGUGAUGCAAAGGUUCUCAUGCUUGUAGCUUUUUCUAGGGGUGGGACUCCCUCCUGGAUGAAUGUAAUUUAUAAGAAAAACAAAGAAAUAUCCAACAAUGACUAAAACAAUUUAUUUAAGCCCCUUGUCAUACCAAAAUGAAAGAUGUAGCAAAGGUUUUUUUUUAUUUAUUUUAUUUUUACUUAGAGCAGAUGCGAUCUACAUUUUCUGCCUGAUUAGAAAAGAUACUGAAUGCACUUUUGACAUUUAGACUGUGUGGGAUGACGUUUAGACUUAACCAAGCUGCAUUCCAUCGCUUUCUUUUUACAUUCUCAUUCAGCUUCACACCAUUUUCGUAAUUUGUUUUCUUGCUUACACUCUGCCUGGCGGCAGAGCAAUGUGGUUGCAAUAUUUAAGAAGCCUGUGUCAAAGAAAUAUUUCAAACCAGGUUGUUGUCGCAUUCAGCAGUGCCGUUUUAUCCUUUCAAGUGACUGAGAUGCACACAAUUCAGGCUGAUUUUCCAUCAAGACUAUUUUCUAAUGCACAAGGCUGUUGCUCAAAGGCAAAACUCAGUAACUACACAUUUUGUCUGGUCAGUUAUGACAGAAAUUUAGUCUCUUAAACCAGUGGUUCUCAACUAGGGGGCUGGGGACCGCUAGAGGGCCUCAACAAAAAUCCAAGGGGGCCAUGAGAUGAUUUAAAAUUAUAUAGGUUAUAUCAAAACUAUCAAGCUUAAUUAAAAAAGGCUAAAAUGUAGGCCUAGACCAUAUAAAAUCAUAGUUCCAAAAACAUUUAUUAACCUGAAAUUAAUCUUGAGAAAGUAUUUUAAUUUAUUGGCCUUCGAAUAGUGUCUUGGACAAUGAAGGGCUCUGGAGUCAAAAAGGUUGAGAACCACUGUCUUUGAUCUGUCCUGAGACAGAUGGCUUUGGCUCAACUAUGCACAGAUUCAGAGACAACGGAGAGUAAAAAUUGCAGUAACUGAAAUCAACAAUAAAAUUAAGUAUCUUUGAUGUCAUUUUUCUCAAUUUCAGUGUUGGCGUAGUUACCGCGUUUUGCCUUUGCAGAGUAGAUAUGGCCCUCUUUGGCUACAAUAAAGCAGUUUAUGCAGUGGGAAAGCUAGAAACUGCGGAAGUCUCUCCAUUGGACAAUCUGGAAACCCAGUUUACGGGACCAAUGUUUCCCAUCCUAUUGUUUUUAAAGCCUCUAAACAAAGACAGCCUGGAAAAACAGAUGUCAACUCAUUUUUCACACCGAAUUGCAGGGCCCACCAAGCUUAGAUGCUGAACAUGGUGCUUGCUUUUUCACAGAGGGUCUUCAGCCUGAAUAACAGCCAAGUGUCACCGGUCUCAGUCUUAAUUAGGGGCGCGCGGUCAAACAUAUCAUCUCCCUCCCUAGGCUGGGUGUAGGAGGGGGUAGGACCCUCAUAUCAGGGCAGCUACAAUCCUCUCCAACCCCCUUCCUCAUAGCCCAGAGGAGAGUUUAGCCAGCACACACACACUGAGCGCACUCCAAACUCACUGAGCCUGACGUACAGGGCCGAGACAAACAGGAAGAGAAAAUUGAGCAAUGCUCCUGGUUGUGAUGCACUGCCUUUCUUCUUGUUUCCUUGUUCCUUAUUGGACCAUCAGCUAUUUAAGACAGGAGAACACAUUUGGUAAGCUGAACCACAGCACACGUGCUUCUUAAAUCCAAAUUUGCAUAUGAAACAUUUGUGAAAAUUGAAACACCUGAGAUAGUCAGACGGUCUGCAGUUUGGACGCAAUUUGCCAUCCCACUCUUCUGAAUGCUUUAACUCUGACAGGCAGCCCCCCACCCCAAUGGUUUUAAUAUUUAAGAUUUUUAACCACAGUCUGGUGACCUUAACCAAAUUCAGACAGACAAUUUGAGUGCUUUUAGAUCUACAAUUUUUAAACUACUAAGAAUUAUGACUUCACACCACCUCAACCGAAAUAAUGACAUCAGCAAACAGAUUUCACUUUUCACCAUUCUGAAACCUGUUUCAGUUCAGUAAACGUUUGCACACAAGUUUUAGUAUCAUUGUGAGUCUAAAGUCUACUUUGAGCAAGAGCACAUGAAAUGCACUUAUAGGUUAACAUUGAAGUUAUGUGACUUUGAGACAGCUGAGUCUCUAUUGGAAUGUAUUGCCAAGCUCAGGCCACAGAAAUUCUAAUGGAUGUGCAGGUUAAGACGUGAAAAAAUAGAAGGGAAUGAUUUGGUUCUGAAUUCUGUCAGUCAUUUCAGAAGUGAUUAGAGUUAUUGCCACUUUCACAUUCAAAGUGGUUCCAUAUUUGUAGAAUGUAUUAUUAUUGUACAACAUAUGGUAGACUAAGUACACAACCAUACAUAUGGGAAGUGCCAAUAAUUGAUAUUUUGCUGUGUGUAGACGUGUUCCUUUUUGUAUUUCAUAUUUUAACAUGAAUUUCUCUUUCAUAAGUGAAGCCAUUCGUGUUAGGAGUGUUGGAGAGGACCAAAGUUGUUUUGGUAAAAAAAAAAAAAAAAAAAAAAACAUAUCAGUUUCCAUGCUCUGUGCUGAUAGACUUUCCUUUUUUUCUUUUUUUUUUCUUUCUUUUUUAAAAUUAAAACAACAAAAAAAGAAAAAUUCUGAGCUACCCAAGAUAAAGCCGUCUGUAUCUUGUGAUUUUUUUUUUCUCCCGUCUGUACAUCUCUUGUGUUCAUUGUUUGAUUCUUUAGUCUUGGGUAUGUUGUGAUGAACUGCUGUAAAUUUGUACAGUUCAUGUAAAUUGAUUGUUCGGAAGUUGUACAGAUUUCUAUAUUUUGGAAGAAGAGUUUUUUUCUCUGUAAUAAAAGAUUUCCUAUCUUGGCAAUGUU